This is a messenger RNA of Scatophagus argus, 3666 nucleotides long. It is a transcript of the gene fam151a, whose product is annotated as family with sequence similarity 151 member A. The transcript is spliced from 14 exons. The record is from RefSeq and is a predicted model, not a curated record. NCBI's taxonomy places the organism in Eukaryota, Metazoa, Chordata, Actinopteri, Scatophagidae. The coding region runs from base 764 to 2575 and encodes 603 amino acids.
AAUGAGCCACGGUACCUGGAGAAAGGCAGGGAGAAGCUGCCGGUGGCUGAUACCUGGUCUGAUGCUGAUCCAGCUGAGAUUUCAUCCAGAAAGAACCUGCUGGCUCUAGCCUGCACAGCGGCUGUAUCUGCCUGGUAAAGCGGCUCGGGAGUGACAUCGUUGUCUUCUUCAUCAAAUACCUGCAAAGAGGUGCGCAAUUAGCCACCUAGCUUCAGCGGCACCUAGCCUAGCCUAGCCUAGCGGAGCAGGGUGUCGUCGGCUGCUCUAAGUUACCCGAACAGCUUGUCUCGGAGUCUGAAUGGCGCUCUUCUCCAGAACUUUACUGCCCUGGCCCAGACUGAAACUUCUUCUGCUGGAGGAGAGGACGACGCUGUUCGUGUGUCUCGUACUUUGGUUGACUCCAUGUACGCCUGAAUGUGAAAUACUGAUUGUUCGAGACGAGCUAGAAGGCAGAGAAAUAACAAAUAAGCAGAACGGUUAGCGUGGCUCAUGUUUGUUCGCUUACAGUCACUAAAAUGUGAACUUACGGCCUCAGCACCAGAGUACGUCUCUUCAGUCGGUCUUCUUUUGCUACAGAAGAGGACAUUAUCGUAGUUUUGUGGUGGAGCUGUUCUACUCGGUUGCCAUGGCAACGUGACGCUAGGCGCCCCUGCUGGCCAGCUGUCCUGUGAAUAAGCUGAUUCAGACACGUAACUAUGUGUACUAAUAAAGCUCAUUUCAAAGACGUAGUGUUGACUGUGGAAAGAGCAGGCAGACGAAGAGCAUGGAUGAAGGAGAGGGCAAUCGGAGAGGGGAAAGGAGAAGCAGAGGCUCGGAGGAAAAGCAAAACCAGAUAAGGCAACGGUCUAAUCAUCAUGGUUCGGACUCAGGACAAAAGAGUUGUCUAAGAAAACAACACCUGAUCAUGAUAUCUGUGGCUGUUGGACUUGUCCUGCUGGUCAUCAUCACUGUCACAGCUGUGCUGCUCACUAAAAAGCCAGAUUCCUCAACUCCUCCUCUCUUGUUUUCCACUGGUGGAGACAUGCUGGACUACCUGUAUCAAUCGGGUAAUAUAAGCAAACCUGAUGGUCUUUUGGCUACCUGGGUUCACAGAGCCAAUAGCAAGGAGGAAAUGAACAACGCUCUAGCAAGUGAUGCUAUGAUCCUGGAGUCUGAUGUCACUCUGGAGGGUUAUGGAACUCCCAAUGUGAAGCCAAUCCCUAUCAUGGCCCACCCUCCUCUUGUCUAUAGUGACAACACUCUGAACGAAUGGUUGGAUGCUGUGCUGGCCUCUACAAAAGCUAUGAAGUUGGAUUUCAAGGCUCUGGGGUCAGUGGGUUUGUCAUUGGACCUGCUAAUUGAAAAGAACAAUAGCAAAGGAAUAAACAGGCCCGUGUGGCUUAAUGCAGACAUCCUUCAUGGUCCCAACGCACCAACUUUUGUGCCUACAAUCAAUGGAACGAGAUUUCUGCAGCUGAUUCAGGAGAAGUUUCCAGAUGUGACUUUGUCUCCUGGAUGGAUGGUAGUCUAUCAGCCUCCAAUUCUUACUCAAACCUACACCAGGCCCAUGAUGGAGGACAUGUAUAAUAUGAUCAAAGAUGUCCCUCAGUUGGUGACAUUCCCAAUCUACGCCCUGUUGGCUCGCAGUGGCUGGCAGCACAUCAACUGGCUCCUCAGCCAGUCAUCACGGUACAGUCUGACAUUGUGGCAGGGUUCAAUUCACCCAAACAUCAGUGACCUGCUGUUCAUCCGUGACAACACUAACCCUGCUAGUGUAUACUACGAUAUAUAUGAACCGACGCUGUCUGCAUUUAAAGAGGCUGUGGGGGUACAGGGCCGUCUGAGGAGAUUUUAUCCUGGAGGAGACCUGAUGGACUUCCUCUAUCCAAUACACAACUCAGGCACAAACUUCCAGUCCACAGCCACACAACACAACAGCCUGGCUGUUCAUUGGUUUGCAGUUACUGACUGGACCUCCCUGCUGAGUCAGCUUUCAGAUGGUACUGGCGGCAUGUUGGUGGUUCGAGUAGCUUCUAACAGCAACCGGCCUGGAGUCCCUUUGGUGGAGGGUUCUGAAAAAAGCUCAGAGGCCAUCACGCUCGAGGACAUCUUGCAGCUGCUUGGGCAGAGGGCUGAUGUCCCCUGGGGUGUCCACCUGCGGAUUCAAACUCAGCAGCUCCUAGAAGCCUCUCUCAAACUGCUGCACUCAGCAUACAGCAGAGAGGAGCUCUAUAGGCCUGUCUGGAUCAGCAUGGAGGGCUCACAGAGCACUGACAACACAACGGGCUUUGUGUCUGCAGUCGAGAGGCUGUUCCCUUACGUCACUCUUGUCCUGACACAGCACACUUGGCCUCCUGUGAUCCCAGAGAUAGCGACAAGCUUGUCUCAGAGGGUAGCUCUUUAUCUGAACACGGCUUCACUGCCAAAAGGACAGGGGGCGCUUUACUCUCUGAUGGGAAUGAUGGACAAAUAUGACCUUAUAGUAGUGGAGGAAAAUACAAAAAUCAGCACUGAAGAAUUUGCACUCUUCAAAGGACUUGUGACCCAGCGUGCAGGGAAAGCAAACACUAACCUGUAUCUGAUCAACUCCAACUGAGGAUGGAUAUGACCAACCCAGAAUUACAGCGCUCAAAAAGGAUAUUUGUGUAUGAAUGUUCAGUCAUUUUAUGUAAUCAUUGUUACCUGUUAUGUAACCUUACUUACUGUGCACAUGAUUUUUUUUAGGUUAUUUUAAUUUCUUAAGUUAACCAUAGUAAUUUAUAUUGAUUAUUAAGCUAUACAGUAUACUCUUAUAAGUUGUGUGUAUUUCAGUAGGAAUAAUUUCACAAUGUUAUUCUAGACUUGCAGAAUUACUUUUUAUUAUCACAACCAAUAAUUAUUAACCAUCACUUUCUGUAGACAUGGUAGAUUACUUUGCAUAGACCAGGUAACAUACACCUGCAGAGAGGGGGAUCUCCUGUGAACCCUGAGAGAGUGAAGUCACUUAGGUGUUGGGUGUAAAACUGUAACUACCAGUCAAACAACGCCUGCUGCACAGGAAGUGAUUGUGCUGAACUUUAGACAGCUGGAUAUUUAGACAUGUUUCUGCAUUUUUCUUUUAUCAGGUAAAGCACACUUAUGAUUUUGUUAAUUUCCUUUACUCUGAUUAAUUUAGAAAAUCACUAGAUGCAAUGUUUCUGAUCCAACCAUAAAUGAGUUCCUCACUUUUCAGGGGAACUGCCCUCUUAAUUUUCCCAAGUUUACUUCUGUAAGCAAUAGUUAUAUUCAUAUAUUCUUCUGUGUAUCUUUUCUCUUUUCUUUUCUUUACUUUUGGUUGCCAUGUUAUUGUGUUAGCAUGCUAUCGUUUGCUAGUUAGCACUAGGCAUAAAGUACAGCUGAAGCUGAUGAAAAGUUCAUUAGAUUGUGGGCAUUUGGUCAUAAACCAAAUAAAUGCCAAUCUAAUGAAGGCAUUAGAUGAAAAGUAAGAACAUAAACAUUUUUACAAUAUACUGUAUCCUCAGGGGACCAUGAAUACUAAUGGAUAAGUAUUUGAACUAGAUGUCAAAGUGAUCCAUCAAUAGUUAGACAUUUCAAUUAAAACCAAAAAUGUCAACCUCAUGGGGGUCUCCCCAAAUAGUGUGCUAGUGUCUUUGUCAAUAUUUAUGGUUUUGAUCAAACUCCAUUAAUUAGGUCUAUUUAAUUUUUUAA